Molecule: messenger RNA, 2080 nt
Organism: Durio zibethinus
Lineage: Eukaryota; Viridiplantae; Streptophyta; Magnoliopsida; Malvales; Malvaceae
Source: RefSeq, a predicted model, not a curated record
UUGUUAGGUAGAGCCCAAUCGCCUGCCAAGCCCGGUGGGUUUCCUGAUCCUUACAACUCUCAAGUGACAGGCAGAAAUCCAAAAUAAGUUGUUAGUAAGGGACGCACAAACUGUUUGAAGAUAUUUCUGUUAAGACUUUAAAGUAUGUAAGCAUCUACGCCGCACAAGCUUCAUACCGGAAAGACACGAAUAGCUAAAACAAAAAGAAACAAAAUGGAUUGCAUCUUCUCAUCCAUCACCGCAUAUCCUAUCAUACCGUUGAAAGAAAAGCCAGCAAAGAGCAGUUCUAUAACUACCAUGGCAUAUCCCAACAGCUAUAGAAAGCUACCCAAGAACCUCCGUUAUCCGCGUCGCACCAAGCUUCCUCCUGACUUUGGCGUCAACCUAUUCUUGCAGAAGCCCGGAACCGACACGGCCACUGACACUCAACAAAUAGAUUCAAUUUCCGUUCGCAAUAAUGAUUCAGAAGAAGAAGACGAGGGGAACAAUGUUGUUUGGGAAUCAGAUGAGGUCGAAGCCAUAUCCUCACUUUUUCGAGGAAGAAUUCCUCAAAAGCCUGGAAAAUUAGGCAGAGAGAGGCCUCUACCUCUCCCACUUCCAUACAAGUUACGACCAUCGGGAUUUCCUACGCCAAAGAAACACGUUAAAUUGGCAACUUCUCGUUCGUCUGUAUCAAAACAGUUAUACAAGAACCCAAACUUUCUUAUUGGCUUAGCCAGAAAGAUUAAAGACCUUGCUUUCGAUGAAGAUGUGUCUGCAGUUCUAAAUAGGUGGGCUCCUUUUCUGCGUAAAGGUUCGUUGUCAAUGACAAUCCGGGAAUUGGGUCACAUGGGUCUUCCACAACGAGCUCUGCAAACUUUUUGUUGGGCUCAGGAGCAACCUCAAUUAUUCCCGGAUGAUAGGAUUUUGAGUUCAACUGUCGAGGUGUUGGCAAGGAACCGUGAAUUAAAAGUGCCAGUCGACUUGGAGAAGUUCACUAGCUUGACUAAUCGGAGUUUGAUUGAGGCAAUGGUAAAGGGGUUCAUCAAAGGUGGAAGCUUGAACGUUGCUUGGAAGCUUUUUUCACUUGCUAAGCAAAGUAAAAGAAUGUUGGAUCCAAGCAUUUAUGCAAAGUUAAUGUUGGAGCUUGGAAAGAAUCCUGAUAAACACAUACUUGUGGUGGACUUACUGGAUGAUCUUGGAGUAAGAGAUGAUUUGAAUUUGAGCCAGCUGGACUGUACAGCCAUCAUGAAGGUUUGCAUUAGGCUUGGGAAAUUCGAGAUUGUUGAGAGCUUGUUUAACUGGUUCAAACAAUCUGGGCGUGAUCCAAGUGUGGUCAUGUACACAACAUUGCUUCAUAGUCGUUAUUCUGAAAAGAAAUACAGGGAGGCAUUGGCUCUGGUUUGGGAAAUGGAGGCCUCAGAAUGUGUCUUCGAUCUUCCUGCUUAUCGUGUAGCAAUAAAAGUUUUGGUUGCUUUGAAUGAUCUCUCGAGAGCUGUGAGAUAUUUUUCGAAACUGAAGGAAGCAGGUUUCUCUCCAACAUACGACAUAUAUAGGGACUUGAUCAGUAUUUAUAUGGUUUCCGGGAGACUGGCCAAAUGUAAGGAGGUUUGUAAGGAGGCAGAGAUGGGAGGAUUUUCAUUGGACAAACAUACCUUAUUACAGUUGUCACAACUUGAGAAAGAAAUGAGCCAGGGUGAGACAAGCUUCGCAUUUGAAAGUACAUGGAGGCCUGGAGAAAGCAGUUGAAUGCUAAUGGGUUCCCCCUCCCUUGGGCCUAUUAGAGAUGUAAACCAUUAAUGUAUCGAUGAGGCUCUGCCAUCGGGGUGUUUCGUUGAAUUCUUCCUGCAAGAAGAGUACCCGCGGCUCUUUCCAACACGUCGGUAAUAAAAGCUCCAAAGUUGGUUGCUUCUUGUGUUUGUUAUAUCAGUUACAAAUUCCUGUUUAACUAAUUAACCAAUGGAGUAUAUUUAUAUUUUUAGGAAAACAAUUUGUAUUUUUGGUGCCCUUUAUUGGGUUUGUGAUGUGUAAACAUGCAUGCUGCAAUGCAUAAAAUAAAUUUUAAAAUUUAAAAGAAAAAAAAAAGGAAAGGAAGAUUGAU